CAGAAUUAAAAUAACCUGACGGUAUUUGUUUCGAAGAUUGCAACUGCGCUUUAUUUUACUAGAUUGCAGUUCCAGAAGAUAGACACCCAGGAGAUUCUACCUUCUGCCAUGGCUCAGUUUGGAGGACAGAAAAAUCCCCCUUGGGCUACUCAGUUUACGGCCACUGCGGUGUCUCAGCCAGCUGCCCUGGGCGUGCAGCAGCCCUCGCUGCUGGGAGCCUCCCCGACCAUCUACACGCAGCAGACGGCGCUGGCAGCCGCGGGGCUGACCACACAGACCCCCACCAACUACCAGCUGACGCAGACCGCCGCGCUCCAGCAGCAGGCGGCAGCCGCGGCCGCGGCCCUGCAGCAGGUAAAGCAAACACAGCGGCCGGCGCUCCCCGAACUUCGUAAAGCUAAAGGAUCCAGGAGGAAAGGAGAAUGGAAAAUGCAAUAUUCACAACCUCAGCAGACUCUCUAUAGUGUACAGCAACAGUUGCAGCAACCUCAGCAGACCCUUUUAACUCAGCCAGCAGUUGCGCUCCCGACCAGCCUCAGCCUGUCCACGCCCCAGCCGGCAGCUCAGAUCACAGUCUCCUACCCGGCUCCCCGCUCCAGCCAGCAGCAAACACAGCCACAAAAGCAGCGUGUCUUCACUGGAGUGGUGACUAAGCUACAUGAUACAUUUGGUUUUGUGGAUGAAGAUGUCUUUUUUCAGCUUAGUGCUGUUAAAGGAAAGACACCUCAGGUGGGUGACAGAGUUUUGGUAGAAGCUACUUACAAUCCUAAUAUGCCAUUCAAAUGGAAUGCCCAAAGGAUCCAGACCCUCCCAAACCAGAACCAGAGCCAGGCGCAGCCGCUGCUGAAGACGCCGCCGGCCGUCCUGCAGCCCAUCGCCCAGCAGACCUUCGGGGUCCAGGCACAGCCACAACCACAGUCCCUGCUGCAGGCACAGAUCUCUGCAGCUUCCAUCACACCUCUGCUCCAGACACAGCCUCAGCCACUGCUGCAGCAGCCACAGCAGAAAGGUGGUUUGUUGCAGCCCCCAGUCCGUCUAGUUUCACAGCCACAGCCAGCUCGCAGACUAGACCCACCAUCCAGGUUUUCUGGGAGGAAUGACCGAGGUGGAGACCCCAUGCCAAACCGAAAAGAUGACAGGAGUCGUGAAAGAGAGCGGGAGAGACGUAGGUCCCGGGAAAGAUCCCCCCAGAGGAAACGCUCCCGAGAGAGAUCGCCCAGACGGGAGAGGGAGAGGUCACCGCGGAGACCCCGGCGUGUCGUUCCUCGCUACACCGUUCAGUUUUCCAAGUUUUCGUUGGACUGCCGUAGCUGUGAUAUGAUGGAGCUGAGGAGGCGUUACCAGAACUUGUAUAUCCCGAGCGAUUUCUUUGAUGCUCAGUUUACAUGGGUGGAUGCUUUUCCUAUGUCUAGACCAUUUCAGCUGGGAAACUACUGUAAUUUCUAUGUAAUGCAUAGAGAAGUAGAUCCUAUAGAUAAGAACGCUGCUGUCCUUGAUCCACCUGAUGCUGAUCAUCUCUACAGUGCUAAGGUGAUGUUGAUGGCUAGUCCUAGCAUGGAAGAUCUCUACCACAAGUCAUGUGCUCUGGCUGAGGACCCCCAAGAACUUCGUGAUGGAUUUCAGCAUCCUGCUAGACUUGUAAAGUUUUUAGUGGGUAUGAAAGGCAAAGAUGAAGCUAUGGCUAUUGGAGGACACUGGUCCCCAUCACUGGAUGGACCUGAUCCAGAAAAGGACCCUUCGGUGCUGAUAAAGACGGCAAUUCGUUGUUGCAAGGCUCUUACAGGGAUUGACUUAAGUGUGUGCACUCAAUGGUACCGUUUUGCAGAGAUUCGCUACCAUCGCCCUGAGGAGACCCACAAGGGGCGUACAGUUCCAGCUCAUGUGGAGACAGUGGUUUUAUUUUUCCCGGAUGUUUGGCAUUGCCUUCCCACCCGCUCAGAGUGGGAAACCCUCUCCCGAGGAUACAAGCAGCAGCUGGUCGAGAAGCUUCAGGGUGAACGCAAGGAGGCUGAUGGAGAACAGGAUGAAGAGGAGAAGGACGAUGGAGAAGCUAAAGAGAUCUCUACGCCUACACACUGGUCUAAACUGGAUCCAAAAACAAUGAAGGUAAAUGACCUUCGCAAAGAGUUAGAAAGUCGAACCCUUAGCUCUAAGGGACUGAAAUCUCAGCUGAUAGCUCGACUUACAAAGCAGCUGAAAGUAGAGGAACAAAAGGAAGAGCAAAAGGAGCUGGAGAAAUCUGAAAAAGAAGAGGAGGAGGAGGAGGAUAGGAAAUCCGAAGAUGAUAAAGAGGAAGAGGAAAGGAAACGCCAAGAGGAGCUGGAACGUCAGCGGCGGGAGCGACGCUACAUCCUGCCGGAUGAGCCGGCCAUCAUCGUGCACCCAAACUGGGCAGCAAAGAGCGGCAAGUUUGACUGCAGCAUUAUGUCUCUGAGUGUUCUUCUGGACUACAGAUUAGAAGAUAAUAAAGAACAUUCCUUUGAGGUAUCGUUGUUUGCAGAACUCUUCAAUGAAAUGCUUCAAAGAGAUUUUGGUGUCAGAAUUUACAAAGCACUGAUUUCUCUCCCAGAGAGAGAGGACAAAAAGGACAAAAAAAGCAAAAAAGAUGACAGAAAAGAAAAAAAAGAAGAAAAAGAUGAUGAAACGGAUGAUCCAAAACCUAAGAGAAGAAAAUCUGGAGAUGAUAAAGAUAAAAAAGAAGAGAGAGAUGAGAAGAAGAGGGAAGAUAAAAGGAAAGAUGAUUCUAAAGAUGAAGAAGAAACAGAAGAUGACAAUAAUCAAGAGGAGUAUGAUCCAAUGGAGGCAGAAGAUGCUGAGGACGAAGAUGAAGAAUGCAGACCACUCGCAACUCCCAUUGAAGUCAGUAGGAGAUACCGGGAUGAAGAAGAAAUGAACAAACGGGAGGACAGAAGAGAGGGAAAUAAGCAUUGUAAAGAGAGGGCGUCUAAAGAUAAAGAGAAAGACAAGACCCAGAUGGUGACUGUUAACAGGGAUCUCCUGAUGGCUUUUGUUUAUUUUGAUCAAAGUCAUUGUGGAUACCUUCUGGAGAAGGACAUGGAGGAGAUCCUGUACACUCUUGGACUUCACCUGUCACGUGCUCAGGUCAAGAAGCUGCUUAAUAAAGUAGUGCUUCGAGAAUCUUGCUUUUACAGAAGACUAACAGAUACUUCUAAAGAUGAAGAAAAUCAAGAAGAGUCUGACGAGCUACAGGAAGAUAUGUUAGGGAACCGCCUGCUGCUGCCGUCGCCCGCUGUGAAGCAGGAGAGCAAAGCCGCGGAGGAGAACGUCGGGCUCAUCGUCUACAACGGAGCCAUGGUGGACGUGGGCAGCCUUCUGCAGAAGCUGGAGAAGAGUGAAAGGGUGCGGGCAGAGAUAGAGCAAAAGCUGCAGCUGCUGGAAGAAAAAACAGAUGAGGAUGAAAAAACUAUACUGCAACUGGAGAAUUCUAACAAAACGCUAUCUGCGGAGCUCAAAGAAGUAAAAAAGGACCUUGGCCAGCUGCAAGAAAAUUUGAAGACCUCAGAUGAUAAAAAAUUGCAAUUUGAGGGUCAGCUGAAUAAGACAAUCAAAAAUUUAGCUACUGUUAUGGAUGAAAUACAGAGUGUUCUCAAACAGGACAUCGUGAAGAACGAAGAAAAAGAUCAGAAAUCCAAAGAAAAUGGAGCAAACGUAUGAUAAACUGCUGCUGUUUAGAAGAAUGGUGUUACAUAAUGUAAUAUAAAUCAUGAUACCAGAAUGUAUGGGAAGUGAUGCAUGUUCGAUUUUAGUAGUAUAAAUAUCUUAGGUUCCAAAAGAUGUAUAAAGUUUUAUGAAUGUGAGUGUCUGCUCCAGAAGAUUGCUUGUAAUUCUUAGCAUUCAAUUUGAGACACUCCUCAAGUGAAAAUAAUUUUGCAUCGCGAAAAGUUUUAGGAUGAACUUUGUUAUAGUUUUAACCCUAAUAAAGUUCAUCAACAUAAUGAACAGUAGCAAGUAUUUAAUUACCAAAUGUUUUUCAUUGAAGUCUAGUGAAAUCAAAAUUUUCAUUAUUUAUAGACUUGCCAUUUUUAGGUUUUUGUCUUUAUUUUGGUCUAAUUAGUCUUUUUAAAUUCAAAUAUAAAUCACAAAAUAGCAUGCUGCUUAAUUUUACAAGUAAAGAUUUUUUUUAAAAAAAAGCUUCUUGGAUUAUUUUUUUGUUUUGUUUUGGUUUUUGUUUUCACUUGUCACAACUUUUUUUCCCUUCCAUAUAUAACUUUCUUCCCCAAAGCUGCUUGUAUUAAAGCCUUGUAAUAUACAGUAGUUUGGAUGAGUUAAGAAAGCAAUAGAAAAAACCUACCAAAAUACUGGUAGGGUUGUGAGAUUUAUAUGAAAAUACAUGGGCCUGUUUUAAAUGUGUGUCAUUUGUAUUCAUUAAAUUGUUCUUAUCUUUGGAUUAA
Molecule: messenger RNA, 4412 nt
Organism: Cyanistes caeruleus (blue tit)
Lineage: Eukaryota; Metazoa; Chordata; Aves; Passeriformes; Paridae
Source: RefSeq, a predicted model, not a curated record